Molecule: messenger RNA, 3330 nt
Organism: Miscanthus lutarioriparius
Lineage: Eukaryota; Viridiplantae; Streptophyta; Magnoliopsida; Poales; Poaceae
Source: the annotation of a GenBank genome assembly
AUGUCUUGUGCCGCCGCAUUCUCGCUCCUCGUCACGCUCGCCGCUUCCGUUACGCCGGCGGCGUCCCAGGGAGCCGGCGACGCGGCCGUCCUACGCGCAUUCCUCACUUCCCUGCCGCCAGCCUCCCAGCACGUCCUCCUCCCGUCGUGGAACGCCACGACCACCAACAGCAGCGGCGACACCGGGCCGAGCCACUGCGCGUUCCUCGGCGUCCAGUGCACCGCCACGGGCGCGGUCGCGGCGGUGAACCUCUCCGGGCAGGGGCUGUCCGGCGAGCUCGCGGCGUCCGCGCCUCGGCUCUGCGCCCUGCCGGCGCUCGCGACGCUGGACCUGAGCCUGAACAGCUUCACGGGCGCCGUGCCCGCCGCGCUAGCCGAGUGCUCCGCUCUCGCCACGCUCGAACUCAGCAACAACUCCCUCUCGGGCGCCAUCCCGCCAGAGGUCGCCGCGCUCCCGGGGCUCACCUACCUGAGCCUCAGCGGGAACGGCCUCUCUGGGCCGGUCCCGGAGUUCCCGGCACGCUGCGGGCUCCAUUACCUUAUCCUCUACGGCAACCAGAUCACCGGCGAGCUCCCCCGGAGCCUCGGCAACUGCGGCAACCUCACCGUCCUGUUCCUAUCCUCCAACAAGAUCGGGGGCACCCUGCCCGACAUCUUCGGCUUCCUGACCAAGCUGCAGAAGCUGUACCUCGACAGCAACUUGUUCACCGGAGAGCUGCCGGCGAGCAUCGGCGAGCUCGGGAAUCUGGAGAAGUUUACGGCCUCGAUGAAUGGCUUCAAUGGCUCCAUCCCUGAGUCCAUCGGGAAGUGUGGGUCUCUGACAACGCUACUCCUGCACAACAACCAUUUCACCGGCACAAUUCCGGCGGUCAUCGGUAACCUCAGCAGACUGCAGCGGCUCACGAUCAAGGACACGUUCGUCACCGGCGCAAUUCCACCGGAGAUAGGGAAAUGCCAGGAGCUGCUCAUCCUUGACCUGCAGAACAACAACCUUACAGGGAAGAUACCGCCGGAGCUCGCCGAGCUCAAGAAGCUGUGGUCCCUGUCCCUGUACCACAACAUGCUCCAUGGACCUGUGCCUGCAGCACUGUGGCAGAUGCCGCAGCUGGAGAAGCUGGCGCUCUACAACAACAGCCUAAAUGGAGAGAUCCCUGCAGAGAUAAACCACAUGAGCAGCCUGAGAGAUCUCCUCCUGGCAUUCAACAACUUCACCGGCGAGCUCCCACAAGACCUGGGGCUGAACACGACGCAUGGACUUGUUCGGGUUGACGUUAUGGGGAACCACUUCCAUGGCACAAUCCCACCUGGUCUCUGCACCGGAGGUCAGCUCGCCAUUCUUGACCUUGCAUUGAACAGAUUCAGUGGGAGCAUUCCAAAUUUGGGGAUAAACACUGGCUGGUCAUACGUGGAAUUGGGUGGCAAUCAGUUUGAGGGCAGGAUACCAAGUGUGCUCGGUCCAUGGCGGAACCUCACAGUGCUUGAUCUGUCUCGGAACAGCUUCUCUGGUCCCAUACCACCUGAGCUCGGCGCUCUAACCCUUCUUGGCAACCUGAACCUGUCGUCGAACAAGCUGUCCGGACCAAUACCACAUGAGUUGGGAAGCUGCAAGAGACUCGUCCGUCUGGAUCUUCAGAAUAAUCUUCUCAAUGGAAGCAUACCUGCAGAUAUCAUAUCACUCAGCAGCCUGCAGCAUCUUGUACUCAGUGGAAACAAGCUCAGUGGAGAAAUUCCAGACGCCUUCACCUCAACGCAGGGCCUCCUUGAGCUGCAGCUUGGCGACAACUCUUUGAAAGGAGCUAUCCCUUGGAGCUUAGGCAAGCUCCAGUUCAUCUCUCAGAUCAUAAACAUCAGCAGCAACAUGUUGAGUGGCACGAUCCCAAGCAGCCUCGGCAAUCUUCGGAUGCUGGAAAUGCUUGACCUGUCAGAGAACUCCUUGUCUGGCCCGAUCCCACCGCAGCUGAACAACAUGAUCUCGCUCUCUGCGGUGAACGCGUCGUUCAAUCGGCUCUCUGGUCUGCUCCCUGCUGGCUGGGCUAAGCUUGCAGAACGGUCUCCGGAGGGGUUUCUGGGAAAUCCUCAGCUAUGCAUACAGUCUGAAAAUGCACCUUGCUCCAAGAAUCAGUCUAGGAGGCGUAUAAGAAGGAACACACGGAUCAUUAUAGCACUGCUACUGUCAGCUCUGGCUGUCAUGGCUUCUGGGCUGUGUGCAAUUCACUACAUGGUGAAGAGGUCACGGCGGCACCUGUUGGCAAAACAUGUCUCGGUGCGUGGCCUGGACACGACGGAGGAAUUGCCUGAAGACCUGACCUAUGAUGACAUCCUUCGUGCCACUGACAACUGGAGCGAGAACUGCCAGGUUGGUUUACUCUGCAAUCUGCACUCUUCUCUGGGGGCCAUGCACGCGCGCGCUGGGCCAAAGGGAAGGGACAGGCCGCGGAGCGGGCCUGGCGGCUUGGGCUUUGUGCGUCGGAGCGGGCCACGAGAGGAGAUGGGGUUCGGCUGGGCCGUUGGGGAGGCCAAGGCUGUCUGGGCCGAGGGCGCAGAGCUUGCUCCCGGAAGGCGGUGGGCGGUCAAAACGGUGGACCUGUCCCAGAUCAAAUUCCCCAUCGAGAUGAAGAUUCUCAACAUGGUGAAGCACCGGAACAUCGUCAAGAUGGAGGGCUACUGCAUCCGCGGCAACUUCGGCGUGAUUCUGUCCGAGUACAUGCCUGAAGGAACGCUCUUUGAGCUAUUGCAUGGAAGAAAACCUCAGGUGGCUCUCGACUGGAAGGUUCGGCAUCAGAUCGCGCUUGGCGCGGCGCAGGGCUUGUCCUACCUGCACCAUGAUUGCGUGCCGAUGAUUGUUCAUAGAGAUGUCAAGUCAAGAAACAUACUGAUGGAUGCGGAUUUGGUGCCUAAAAUCACAGACUUCGGCAUGGGCAAGAUUGUAGGCGAUGAGGAUGCAGAUGCGACGGUGUCAGUUGUUGUUGGCACCCUUGGAUACAUUGCUCCAGAGCAUGGAUACAACACAAGACUGACCGAGAAGAGCGACGUCUACAGCUACGGUGUGGUGCUGCUCGAGCUCCUGUGUAGGAAGAUGCCGGUAGAUCCUGCUUUCGGAGACGGAGUUGACAUUGUGGCAUGGAUGAGACUGAACCUGAAGCAUGCUGAUUACUGCAGCGUGAUGAGCUUUCUAGAUGAGGAGAUAAUGUACUGGCCUGAAGAUGAGAAGGCAAAGGCGCUGGACUUGUUGGAGUUGGCGAUUUCCUGCACUCAGGUGGCUUUCGAAUCCAGGCCUUCCAUGAGGGAGGUGGUGAGCACCUUGAUGAGAAUAGAUGAUCAGUAUAUAUAA